GCUGUGGCUGUUUGCUCCAUGAAGGUCCUGGAUUCUUGUUCCAUUUUCUCACUAGGGCUUUCAAAGUUCUUUGGCUAAGCAUCUGCUAUUUUAUCCCUCAUGCUGGAAGAAUCAGGCUCUAAUACCAAUUGGAAAGUAUAACACGGCAAGGAGGAAGAGUUUUAGACAGCUUGAGAAAACUUAUUAUCAGCGGUAUGGAUUCUAUUGGAGUGUCUCCGUUGGAGGAGGGAAAGGAUAACACACAGCAAGGAGGAAAAUAUUUAGGCAGCUUGAGCAAGCUUACUAUCAAUGCGAUGGAUACCAUUGGAAAGCAUGCAGACACAAACAGUUUCAUAUUUCUUGCGAUGAUUCUCAUACCUUACUAUGCUGGUUUGCUCUCUUUUAUAGUGUUUAUCACCAAAACCCUAGGCUCUGCCUGCUUCGAUGAGUUUCCUUUCGAUGUUGUAUUUCCUGUCGCAUACUCUACUGUGACAGUAGUACUUGCAAUCACUGUGUUUGGAGGGUCCAACCGUACAAAAAUCCUUGCCUUGAGGACAUCAGUGGGAUUCCACACUUUGAGUUUCAUUGCACUAGUUUGCGUGAUAAUGCAGAAUUGGUCUGUAAUCAAUGUUGGAUUAGGAACUGUAGCACUGACAGGUUUCUUGUUUAUACAAAUUUAUAAUGUGGGUCAAGUGAAGAUUUCUUGAAAGAUGAAAUACGGGUUCUGUUGUAGCUUUCUUCCAUGUACAGAUUCAUAAUGUGUCAACUGAGGAUUUCUCGAAAAUUAUUAUCUAGUCUUCCUACAUUGUUAGCUAGGUUUUUAUGUGGGUUCUGUUGUAGCUUUCUUCCAUAUACAGAUUCAUAAUGUUGGUCAACUGAAGAUUUCUUGAAAAUGAUUAUUUAGUAUUC
Messenger RNA from Cryptomeria japonica (Japanese cedar), 888 nucleotides. RefSeq lists its product as uncharacterized. Lineage: Eukaryota; Viridiplantae; Streptophyta; Pinopsida; Cupressales; Cupressaceae. The record is from RefSeq and is a predicted model, not a curated record. The transcript has 3 exons. The coding region runs from base 195 to 686 and encodes 163 amino acids.